AUGGAAGAUCUACUCAAUUUACUUCUUGGAACAGAGUCAAAUAAUUCAGACAAUCCCAGUGAAGAGGUUUUUCGAGCUUUUGUUCCAUCGUUAUUACUACCAGUAUUUUUAAUGGUGUUUAUUCCAUCUAAUUUUUUAAUCUUUCAACACCUUUUUAAUUAUCACCAAGGGUUUAUUCAAAAAUUUUAUGUCAGAUUACUCUUUAUGAUUCCUAUUAAUGCUAUUGUAUCAUACUGUCAACUUUUUGUUAGAUAUAGGUACAUUGUUUUCUUACAAUUAGCAAGAGACUUCUAUGAGGUAUAUGUUGUUUUAACAUUUUAUUUCUUAUUAUUAUCUAGUUGUGGAGAAGCUCCUUGUUUAACUAGAUGUGUUUCUCAUUUAAUUCCACGAGUUAAUCGUUUAUGUUGUUGUAAUGUUCCUGUUCCUGGUGUCAAAAAAAUGUUAUUAAUAACAAAGAUAUGUGUUUAUCAAUUUGCUAUUCAAAAACCUAUUCUUUCUAUUCUUAAAGCUGUAUUAGUUCAAUUCAAUUUAUUAAGGGAAGGACCAAAAGUGUUUUUGAGAUUAUAUGGAUUAUUUAGUAUGUUUGUUGCUUUGUGGGUAUUGUUAUUCUUCUUUAGAUGUAUUUCAAAGGCAGUAGUUGCAGUAAGACCAGUUCAAAUCUUUUUAUGGAUUAAAGUUGCUAUGUUCCUUAAUUUAAUACAAGAAUUUAUUAUUGGAUUAAUAAUUUCAAAGAAUCCUGGAAUUCAACAUUUCCUUAAUCUCUUUACUGGAUUAGAUCUUAAGCCAGUAGAUUAUGAAUCACGUGUAGCUGGUGUUGUGUUUUUAAUUGAAAUGAUCUAUUUAGAUUGUGUCUCACCAGUGGUAUUCCCAUUAAAGAGUGUUGCAGUAGUACAAAUAAAAGAAGUUGCUUUAUAUCUUGAUAAAAAGAAAGAAGGAGAACCAGAACGGGGAUAUUGGGGAAAUUUCUUAUUUGCCCUUAAAGAUGUAUUUACUUUUUGGAACUUUAAAGGAAUGGGAUGUCCACAUGGAUUAUCAAUUGAUAAUUAUUCAAAUGCAUUAUUUGAUAAUUGA
Molecule: messenger RNA, 1071 nt
Organism: Entamoeba dispar SAW760
Lineage: Eukaryota; Evosea; Mastigamoebida; Endamoebidae
Product: transmembrane protein 184A, putative
Exons: 1
Coding region: 1-1071 (356 amino acids)
Biological process (GO): transport
Molecular function (GO): transporter activity
Source: RefSeq, a predicted model, not a curated record